AUGAGUUCACAUACAAGUGAAGAAACCAAUGAAAAUGAAGAAGCCGAGGAAGAAGAAGAUGAUCCGUUUGCCAUGGCUUUCAAAGAAUUAUCAGAAACGAAUCGACAAGCAGAUGAAAUAGCACGUCAACGUUCUGUUCACUCACAACCUUCUGUCAUACCUACACCACCUAAGCCACAAUCAUAUCCUAAUUUAUCUAUACUUCCAUCAUCGUCUAUAACAAUAACACGCCCGAUUAUUUUACAUGGUCUUCAUGCACCUGUACAAACUCGACCUAUUAUUCGUUUACAACGACCGAUAACCAUCCCAUCUGGUCUUUAUUCAAUACCGCCAAGACUUCCUCCACUAUCACAAAAUCCAUCUUCAUCUACAACACUUGUUCAUCAGUUUAUUCCUGCUUUAAGACCCUCAUUACCAAUGCCAGCUGAAUUUCCAGCUAAAGUUCCAGGUGAUAUUGAAGCUGAAGAAGACGACGAAGAAGAUCAAAGUGCACAAGCAGCAGCAGAUACUUAUUCUGACUAUAUGCCAUUGAAACUUCGACUAGGUGAUCGACAUCCCGAUCCAGUUGUUGAAACUUCAUCACUGGCAUCUGUUGAGUUACCUGAUAUCACAUAUCAAUUAACAAUUCCGAAUGAAAAAAUUCAAUUGAACACAUUAUCAGCAUUACAACUUGAAACUAUUGUUUAUGCAUCACAACGUCAUAAUACAUUUUUGCCAGAUGGAUCAAGAGCCGGCUUUCUUAUUGGUGACGGAGCUGGUGUUGGAAAAGGUCGAACUAUAGCUGGUUUGAUUUAUGAGAAUUAUUUACUUGGACGACGCAAAUCUCUAUGGUUAAGUGUUUCAAAUGAUCUCAAAUAUGAUUCACAACGUGAUUUAUAUGAUAUUGGUGCUCAAUUUAUUGAAGUUCAUGCAUUGAAUAAAUUAAAAUAUGCUAAAAUUUCUUCGCCUCAAAAUGGCGGAAUAAAACGUGGUGUCAUUUUUGCAACAUAUCCAUCGUUGAUAAGUGAAAGUCAAAAUACAACAACCAAAGUUAAAUAUAGUAGUCGCAUGAAACAGUUAAUACAGUGGUUAGGUGGUGAAGAUUUCGAUGGUGUUAUUGUUUUCGAUGAAUGUCAUAAAGCAAAAAAUCUUGCACCAAGUCCAACAGCAAAAUCAUCUAAAACUGGCUUAGCUGUUCUUGAUCUUCAAGCACGUUUACCCAAUGCACGAAUUAUCUAUGCGUCAGCUACUGGUGCAUCAGAACCACGAAACAUGGCCUAUAUGACACGACUCGGUCUAUGGGGUCCAGGUACAUCAUUUACUGAUUUUAAUCAUUUUAUUCAAGCUAUUGAACAACGCGGUGUCGGUGCAAUGGAACUUGUUGCCAUGGAUAUGAAACUUCGUGGAAUGUAUAUUGCACGACAGUUGAGUUUCUCUGGAGUACAUUUUUCCAUACUCGAUGUUCCGUUAACAAGUGACUAUUUUCAAACAUAUGAUCGAUCCGUUCAAUUGUGGACUGAUAUCAAAGAGAAAAUCUUACAAGCAUUUGAAUUAGCUGAUACAUCACAUCUUGUUCGUAAUCAUGUCAUAGCGCGUUAUUGGUUAAGUCAUCAACGAUUUUUCAAAUAUUUAUGUAUUGCGUGUAAAGUAUCGAAAAUAGUUGAAUUAUCAAGACAAGCUGUUCGAGAUGGCAAAUGUGUUGUUAUUGGUUUACAAUCGACUGGUGAAGCGAAAACAUUAGAACAGUUAGACGAACUAGGAGAAUUGAAUGAUUUUAUAUCGACUGCAAAAGGUGUGAUUCAAAGUUUUGUUGAAAAACAUUUUCCGACCGGUAUUGAACAAACUCAAACAAUGUCGUCCUUAUAUAAUUUGACCCGAACAAAUGAAGAUGAUAAAAAUCGACCAAGUAAAAAACGUAAAUCAACUCAUCGCCGUACAGCACGAUCAAUAUCAUGUGAUACAAAUGAAAGUUCCGAUGAUUCUGAUGUUGAAUGUUAUUCAUCGUUUCUUCAAACAAAUAAACGUCGAGCAACAGGCAAACAUCGCGAUCAAAAUAAUAAUAAUCAACUCGAUGAAAUACAUAAUAGCGAUAAUGAAAAUAGUUGCGAAAGUCUUUUAAUUGAAAAUACAUAUUCACAGCAACAGCAUACAUUUGCGGAAAUUCUUGGACAGACUGAAACUGAUGGUGGUUUACCAGUGAAACGAAUUCAAAAAAAAGAGGCUCCACCAAAUCUACAGAACUAUGAUAAACGAAAAAUGACGAAUAAUGAAAUUGUUGAAGCUCUAUUCAAUAUGAAAGCAGAGUUAUUAAAUGGUAUUGAAAUGUUGGGGAAAAAUCUACCGCCGAAUACAUUGGAUGAAUUGAUCGAUCAACUUGGUGGACCAUCUCAAGUUGCCGAGAUGACCGGUCGUAAAGGUCGAAUUGUUCAACAUGCAGGCGGACAAAUUGGUUAUGAAUCUCGAUCGGAAGCAGAUAUUCCACUUGAAAUAUUAAAUAUUUCUGAACGUGAACGAUUUAUGCGCGGAGACAAACUUAUUGCUAUUAUAUCCGAAGCAGCUAGUAGUGGCAUUUCUUUACAAGCGGAUCGUCGUUGUCAAAAUACUCGUCGGCGCGUUCAUGUUACACUUGAAUUACCUUGGUCAGCUGAUCGAGCUGUUCAACAAUUUGGACGAACACAUCGUUCAAAUCAAGUUUCAGCGCCAGAAUAUGUUUUUGUUAUAUCUGAACUAGCUGGCGAAAAGCGUUUUGCUUCAACGGUUGCAAAACGAUUAGAAUGUUUAGGAGCUUUAACACAUGGUGAUCGACGUGCAACGGAAACACGUGAUUUAAGUCGAUUUAAUAUUGAUAACAAAUAUGGCAAACAAGCGCUUGAAAAUGUUAUACGUUCCAUUUGUAAUCUAGAACGUCCAUGGGCACCGUUUCCAAAAAUGAUCAACAGUGAAAUCAAAUUCGAUUUUGUUUCUGAAGCACGCAAAGCUUUAAUUGAUGUUGGCCUUAUCUCACGUGUGGUUAAUGGCCCACAAACUCUUUAUAUAGCAGAAAAAGAUCAUAAUAAUAUGAGUCGAUUUCUUAAUCGUAUUCUUGGAAUUCGUGUUCAAAUGCAAAAUUUAUUAUUUCGAUUUUUUUCUGAUGUACUCAAUGCCGUGAUUGUCGAUGCACGAAGAAGUGGGUCAUGGGAUUUAGGAAUUCUUGAUCUUGGUACAGGCGAAGAAACAGUUUCCGUUGAAAAAACUCAAGUAUUUGUUAUACAAACAGUACAGCCUAAUACAGCUCCUCUUCAAGUUGAAUUGCAUCAAAUUGUUGUUGAACGUGGUCUUGCAUUUAUUAAAGCUGUUCAAUUAAAAGAACAAUCAGUCAAUCCAGAGGAUGGAUUUUAUAUGUCAAAUGAAACUCGUCAGUAUUGUCAAUUGCCUGUACUUGCUCUAUCGACAACAUCAAAUGUGAAUCUUGGAAAUAUAAGAAAAAGCGAACAACUAUUUCGUAUAUAUCGUCCGAAUACUGGCUUACAACAACGAUAUGAAACAUCGGAAAGUCUUAGAAAAAAAUAUGAAAGAAUUCUUCCAGUACAAGCGCAACGUUAUUGGGAAGAAUUGUACCAUAAAGCUGCAUCAUCAUGUAUUCAUUUUAUUCGGCAAGGUCGUUGUCCAACUUCAUCAAUCAAUUCUCAACAAACAUGUGAAGUCGGUCUACGUUCGCGGCGAUUUUUUGUUCUCUCAGGAAGUGUUCUUGCUUUAUGGUCGUCAAUGGAACGAAUAUUGCCGGAAGGAAAAAUACAGAUGAUAAGAAUAAAAACAACACCAAUUAAUAAUGUUAAUAACAAUAAUAAUAAUCAAUUACUUCCACUUAAAAUUGUAGGAUGUAUUAUUCCAAAACGAUGUUUACAAGAUUUGGUGCAUUUGCUUGAAAAGUCAUCAGCAACAACUUAUUUUAAAUCAGCCUAG
Molecule: messenger RNA, 3921 nt
Organism: Rotaria socialis
Lineage: Eukaryota; Metazoa; Rotifera; Eurotatoria; Philodinida; Philodinidae
Source: the annotation of a GenBank genome assembly